Messenger RNA from Opisthocomus hoazin, 2106 nucleotides. Lineage: Eukaryota; Metazoa; Chordata; Aves; Opisthocomiformes; Opisthocomidae. The record is from RefSeq and is a predicted model, not a curated record.
AUGGAGUCAGACGUGAAAGUGAACGAAUGUUUUAAAAGCCAGUUUAAGGUUUAUGAAGAACAACAGCAAAGGCGGCUGCAAAACCUAGUGGAGAAGAAGAAGGAGAAGCAGAGCGGUCAGAAGGGUGAUAAUGGCAACACAAAGGAGACUUUUGGAAUCCCGAAUGAUCUAAACCUCUCUAAAACAGGACAACCUGUCAAUGAAGAUGGCAGCAAAAGGUUGCUUGAGGUUGAGAACGAGCAGCUCCAGGAUCAGCUUCGAGAGGUCCGAGAUGAGAACUGCAGACUAUACAAACUGCUGACACAGAAAGAUUUUGAAAUAAAGCAACUCCAGAAAAAAAUACAGGAGGACAGAUUGGCUUUGUCAGGGGCGUCUGGUUUAGCUGGAGAUGUUGCAGCUACUAAAAUAGUUGAAUUGGCCAAAAGGAAUCGUGAGAUAACUGCCGAGACUGAGAGUGAAAAAGCCAAAGUGAAGCAACUGAAUAACAAAGUCAAAGAGCUGGAGAAAGAACUACAGACAGCCAUAGAAAAAAUGCGCCCUCUUGGUGUUGGUAAUGCAGGAAUCAAGCAAUCAACUCUGAAGAUGAUAGAAGGAAACUUGGCCGAAAGUCCAGAGGUGAAAGCAUUGCAAGAAAAGUUAACCACAGCCAACUUUAAAGUGAUGGAGUAUCGUAACCAACUCCAAUCUGCAAAACAGGAACUGAAGAUGACCCAAAAGCUUUUAGCACAUGAAGUUGGUGAAGAUGUGAAUAUUCAAAGUCUCUUGACCAAUUCUGGCAGCUGGCGUGGACGAGCCCAGCAAAUUCUUGUUCUCCAAAGCAAGGUUCGAGAGCUGGAGAAUCAGCUGAGCCAAAACAAGACCAGAACAUCACUGAGUGACAUUGAUGAGGAAUUGCUGGCUCUUACUGAUCCAAGGAAGUUGUCAGCCCAAGAGAAGAACUUGCUGAAGAUUCGCAGCUUGGAAAAAGAAAAGAAAGAAACUUUGGAGAAACUCACUGGGGAACAUGAUGCUCUUCAAAAAAGUCAUGAGGAAAUGAAAAAAAAGCUUGAUGCAUCAAAAGCCAGGAACAAAGUACUGUGCAACGAAGUGAAAACCCUGAAGGAACAGAUCGUAACCUUGCUGGAGAAAGGAAAACACGACGAUGAGCUCAUAGACGCCUUACUGAGCCAACAGAAGCAAAUGCAGGAGAUCUUAAAGCACCUGAGCCAGGAAGACAAGCAGAACAAGGAAUCCCAGGAGACACUAGGGCAGCACUUGAACAGUGAGGUUCAGAAACAAAACUUCCUGAUAGAGCAACUCAGACAGAUGGUGGCUGAACGAGAAGCAAAGGUUAAAGAGCUGGAAGAGGAGAUUGAGCAACUCACACUUCAGAAGAAAUCUGCCCAUCAAGGGGACGGUUCAGGAGCUGCUGAUACACCACCUUCUGAGCACUCAGAAGAUCCAGGUUUUAUUCUGGUCAAGGCUCUGGCAUCAGGCAGCAAUCAGGUUGGAAGGAUUGGAUCUGCUUGCACAGUGUCCAAGAUGGGCCACAUGCUUGUAGAGUCGGCAGCUACUGAGCCUUCCCUUCUUAGUAAUAACAUCACACCUGGAAGGCUUGCUGCCACAGACAGCCCGGAUUUGCAAGUGCUGCAGACGCAGAUCACAGAGCACAAGGCUCUCUGCCAGGCUGCUGAAGUGGAAAGAGACAGGCUCCUGGAACUGGUCACUGUGCUGCAGAAAAGGGUGGAGGAAGGCAACGAUAAACUCUUGGAGGAAAAGCAUCUUGAAAAACCUCACAUGGAUCCAGGGAGGAACACAAGUGCACAGAAACCUCCCCCGAGGAGCAAAACAGGCCGGUCUGCGAGUCACUCCAGACUCGCCUCUAAUGCCAGAGAUAGGAAGGAGCUCUCUGCAGCCCAGCUGUCCAAGCUGCCUCUGGAAUCGCAGAUAGAGGAGCUGAGCACAAGGCUCGUGAUCCAGCUGGAUGAGAACAAAGCUCUGAAGACCGCUUUGGAGACUACUGUGAGAACGAAAGAGGAAGACUUUAAACUGUAUCAAGACACAAUGGAGCAAGUGAAGGAUAUCUUUCUACAGGCCAUUCGGCAGCAGAAACAAGAGAAGAGUUAA